UUCUUUGUAUCCCAACUGAACCUUAAUCAUCGAACAUAACACAAUUUGAUCACAUCCUGAUUGACUUUACCUGUAGAAUCAGGUUUCUUUGGAAAAUAAGUCAUUAUUGUUCUGUUUCCGCCAAAGGAGUUUAUUUACUAAAUAUUAUAAACAAUUAAUACAUUAUUUUUAUAGUGUAUUGAUUUUAAGGAUAAGCUAGAUGAUUCUUGGAAUUGUCUAACAUUUAGAGAUAGAUUGGGAUGUAUUAUUAUCUACACUGGAAAUAUUGAAAAAAUGUCGAAAACCAAUAAGGUUUCGCCAGAGAAUGAAACCUUUCAGUAUGAUCCUGAUUUUGAAGGACCAAUUAAAAACAGAUCAUGCACAGAUAUCAUCUGUUGUUUGCUGUUUAUUAUAUUUAUUGGAGGACUUGCAAUAAUUUCAUACUUUGCAUUUAAAUAUGGAGAUCCCUCUUUAUUGCUGAAUCCUGUAAAUUCAGAUGGAGAAAUGUGUGGUAAAGGCAAUCAAGAAGGAAAAGAUUACUUGUUUUUCUUUGACAUGGUAACCUGUGGCAGGAUGGGUGUAGGAGUUUUUGUUAAAGGAUGUCCAACACCACAAAUAUGCGUAUCACAGUGUCCAGAUGUCAACUUUAUUUAUGACCCAUUAGGUGAUGGGACACAGUUCAAUUCUGUCUACUGCAAAAAGACUUAUGCAUCUCAGAGCUUGUCAGAUAUCAUAGAUCAAGAGAUAUGUCCAACAUACUAUCUUAAAAGUGAACCUGUGAUUAAACGUUGUACACCUUCCAUUUUGGUUGACUUUAUUGACAAUGCAGGAGAUCUACUGACUAAGGUUCAGGGAGAGAACUUGACCAAUGUUGUGGACAGUUCAGGCAACAGUCUUACCAAUGACAUCAUUGAAUCUGGACUGGAUGCCUUUGGAAUAUUUUUGAAAGCUAAAGAAUAUGCUGAAAAGAUAAUAGAAGAUGUGGUAACAACAUGGUGGAUGAUACUGUUAGGAAUAUUGAUAGCUAUGAUACUGUCUCUUACAUGGAUAAUUAUAAUGCGAUGGAUAGCUGGAAUCAUGGUGUGGUUUACCAUUUUUGCCUUUGUUGGUGCAUUUGGUUAUGCAACAUAUUACUGUUUAUGGAACUACUUCCAGUUGAAAGACACGAAUGAAACUUUUACAAUGAAUUUUUCUGUUGUAAACUUCAGCUUUUCAAAACCGAAAAUGCUGCUGGCAUUUGGAAUUAUUGCUGGAAUUAUACUCACGAUAAUUCUGUUGAUUUUACUCUUCCUCUGCUCAAGGAUAAGGAUUGCUAUAGCUCUCAUAAAAGAAGGUAGUAGGGCUGUUGGUACCAUGAUGUUUACCCUGAUCUGGCCUUUGAUUCCAUUUGUACUGCAGUUAAUUGUGUUUGGUUACUGGCUUACAAUAGCAGUAUAUUUAGCCUCUACAGGUCGAGCUCAGUCAUUUGCAUUUAAUAAUAAAUCUGUGUAUGCAUAUCCAAACGGCACUUGGAAAUUUGAUGAGAUAACGAGUGCUACGUCACAACUUUUUGGCGAAGUCUGUGAUGAUAAUUCAGCCAAUGAAACAGGCAGUGAAUUUUGUACUUUUCUAAAGAAUCAAGAGGAAAACUUUGUAUUAUACUCACAGAUUUACAACCUGUUUAUGUUGUUCUGGCUAAUCAACUUCUCUAUAGCACUUGGACAGAUGGUCUUAGCAGGGGCAUUUGCUUCCUACUACUGGACCUUCUUUAAACCAGAAGACUUGCCAUUGUUCCCCCUGUCAGGUUCCUUGUGGAGGGCUUUCAGAUAUCAUAUAGGAUCACUAGCCUUUGGUUCUCUUAUUAUUGCCAUUAUACAGAUGAUCAGAGUUGUUCUGGAAUACUUAGAUCAUAAAAUCAAAGGAAAAGAAAAUCCUAUAGCGAAAGUCCUCUUGAAAUGUCUUAAAUGUUGUUUUUGGUGUUUAGAAAAGGUUAUGAAGUUUCUAAACAAAAAUGCUUAUAUAAUGAUAGCAGCACAUGGUAAAAACUUUUGCACUUCGGCAAAAAAUGUUUUCAUGCUUAUACUGAGGAACAUUGUCAGGGUAGUAGUGAUAGACAAAGUUACAGAUUUCCUGUUAUUUAUUGGAAUACUUGUAGUUGUAGCAGCUUCAGGUGCUUUUGCAUUCCUUUUCUUUGAUGGGAGAAUAACAUUCUUGAGUUCCUACACACCAACACUCAACUUCUAUGUUGUUCCUAUUGUGUUGGUAAUUAUUGGAGCUUACAUCAUAGCAAGUGCCUUUUUCAGUGUGUAUGGUAUGGCAGUAGAUACCUUAUUCUUAUGUUUCUUGGAGGAUUUAGAAAGGAAUGAUGGCAGUGCAGACAAACCAUAUUACAUGAGUAGUCAGCUGAUGAAAAUUGUUGGCAAGAAGAAUGUUUUGGCACGCAGAGAUUCUAGAUAAAAGUUUAUAGUGAAUGAACAUUGAUAGAUUAUGGGAGAAAUUGACUAGACAAAUUCUAGACAAAAACUCUAACUUGACAACAUUGUGUCUAUUUCCGUCUAUAUCUGUAACAAAUUAUCAAAAUUUGUAGCAUAAUCAUUUUGUUAUAUUGACAGUUACAAAUCUGAUUUUCAACCCCCAUACGAUGCGUUGUUGGGGAUAUAGAAAUAACAGGUGCCCGUCCAGUCUUACAAGUGCUCUCACAUAUACAAGUCUUGCCAGAUUUUGAUAAUAUUUAUAUCAAAGUUUGAUUUCAGCAAUGUCUCAGAUAAUUUCAGAACUCAUUGCUGAUCGAUUAUUUUUGAAAGAGAAAUGCAACUGGAAACCAUUAAUAGUGUGGAAACUUUAGAACCUUCAAGCAAUGGGAGAAAACUCUUAUCAGUAUUAAUUAAAAUUGAGUUAUCUCCCCUUGAUUUUUAUUUUUUAAUAAAUAAAUGAAGGAAUGUAAAUAAAGCUUAUAAUAAACUAACAAAUUACAAUAUACAUUUUUUAUUAGCAAAUAAAAUGGACAAACUAAUAUCAACCAAUAGCCAGGUUAAAUUUCACUAACAAAGAUAUAUAUUUCCUUAAUCUCAGAAUUCACAUUAAGGGGGCACCUGGGUAUAAAUGAUUUUUUUUUUUUUAAUAUAGGAUUUCGCUAUAUUUUUUCAUAAAUGAACUUUAUCAUAUACUUAAAAGAAAAAUGAAAUAAAAAAAUGGGGUCACCGU
Messenger RNA from Mytilus trossulus (common blue mussel), 3162 nucleotides. RefSeq names its product choline transporter-like protein 2. Bases 274 to 2415 code for a protein of 713 amino acids. NCBI's taxonomy places the organism in Eukaryota, Metazoa, Mollusca, Bivalvia, Mytilida, Mytilidae. The record is from RefSeq and is a predicted model, not a curated record. Gene Ontology annotation, molecular function: transmembrane transporter activity. The transcript is spliced from 23 exons. Gene Ontology annotation, biological process: transmembrane transport.